Durusdinium trenchii is the source of this 996-nucleotide messenger RNA. NCBI's taxonomy places the organism in Eukaryota, Dinophyceae, Suessiales, Symbiodiniaceae. The record is from the annotation of a GenBank genome assembly.
AUGUCUGGCGGCAUGAAGCAGAUGCAAAUGCUAGUGACUCGCUUUGAGAGGUUGUCAAGGCGAAUUAGCCUUGCAGGGCUCCUCUCGAAUCACCAAGCAGUUCAGGCAAUCUCGCAAGGCCGGGUCAAAGUAGAUGGACAGCUAGCUUCAAGCAACUUCAAAGUCUUUCAGGAGGCACACGUAACUUUGGAUGGUGUGAAUGUCCCACCACCUGAACCCGAGCCCAAGCUGUGGGCAAUGUUCAAACCCAGGAAGGUCCUUUGUGAGAACUUGGAACGUGAAGAUGCCAGAACAAUUCGUGCGAAAAUGCGAAGGUGGUACGAGAAGGAGAUCAAUCGGGCGGGUCAAGCCCUCGCAGUCGGUUUGGAAGAAGAGAGCCUCAAAGAUCGGCAUUGGGUCAUUGUCACUGGAUUGGCAUAUGCCUUUGAUGGCUUGGUGCUCUUGACAAAUGAUGGUAUAUUUGCAGAGACGCUUGCAAGUGCCGAAUCCAAUAUUCUCAGCGCGUUCGACUGCAAAAUUCAAGGUGACCCACCAGUGGAAGUGCUACACAAAUGGCGGACUGGGGCUAGAGCGGCGGGCGUGAACUAUGGCAGAGUGUUUUGCACUGUGCAAAAGCGAACGGGGGCAACUUACAGAAUGCGAGUGAGAUAUGUGGAGUCGCCAGAUCGGCCAAUCGACAUGCUGCUGGAUGCCCACCGCAUGCGAAUACAAACAGUUCGGCGAUAUGCUUUCGGACCGUAUGUCCUCUCUGAUGUUCCUGAAGAUAAUGUGAUCCGUGUUCCUAUUCACAAGAGCAUUAGGCAUUUGCUUCCAGUGGCCGACAUGAGACAAACGCUGGUGCCAGUACACGGUGCCAUGCUCGAGGCUCCUGCAAUGCAUCUCGCAGUGCGCAGAGUGUCGCAGCCACUUGUACCAGCCUCUUUCUCUGCUGUAUUUGUUCUCUCCAUGUUUGCACGUCACGUUUUGCUGUCCUCGUGGCGAAGCGUUUCACCCUAA